AUGGGCAGCUUCGAGAGUGAUUCUUGCACUCGCUGCUUCAAUACCUGGCAUGCAUGUACCCAACACAUGACAGCUUUGGACCACUGGAAAUGGCCCUACGACUGCGAGACCUGCAACAUGCGCUUCAGUACCGAACGGGCUGCCAAUGACCACAUGAGAGCCAAGCAGCACUAUUACUAUCCAUACAGCUGCGAGACUUGUGACCUUGCCUUCCGCUUUGCCUAUGUUCGCGACAAUCACCAGAAUGCCGAAGGUCACUACAAGCAUCUGCACUGCUCUGAUUGCGAUCGCUACUUCAAGAAUGCCAACAAUCUUGAUCAGCACAUGAAGUCUCGUAUUCACCAAGGCAGCUCAGUCUGCUGUCCAUUCUGCAAGGCUUCCUUCGUCACGGCCAGUGGAGUCUCACACCAUUUGGAGACUUCCUCCUGUCCUAAGGCCAAGAACCUCUCCAGCAGCGUCAUCCAUCGUGCUCUUCGUCAGCGCGACCCCAAUGGCGUCAUCACCGAACGUCUUCUCGAAUGGCACGAUGGCAACACCAUCAACUCAACCUGGAACCCGAGCUCUGCCUACAAUGGCAGUGGCUAUGAGUGCUACAUCUGCCACCGCGAGUUCAGCACCCCCAGAGGCCUUGAUCAGCAUAUCCGCAGCCCAGUCCACCAAGCCCCUCUCUACCACUGCCCCAACAAGACCGGCAAGUGUGGCGGCAAACGCUUACCUACGCUCGCGGCGCUCUUCAACCACUUUGAGAGUGAGAGUUGUGGCUUUGUCAAGUUCGGCGCGGUGCAGAAGAAUGUCUCUGGCUUCUUGUCUGGAGGUGGCCAGAACUUGAUCUCCUUCUAA
Molecule: messenger RNA, 840 nt
Organism: Aureobasidium melanogenum CBS 110374
Lineage: Eukaryota; Fungi; Ascomycota; Dothideomycetes; Dothideales; Saccotheciaceae
Exons: 1
Coding region: 1-840 (279 amino acids)
Biological process (GO): regulation of transcription by RNA polymerase II
Cellular component (GO): chromosome
Molecular function (GO): chromatin insulator sequence binding
Source: RefSeq, a predicted model, not a curated record